AGCAGGAAGUGAGAGAGAGAGAGAGAGAGAGAGAGAGAGAGGAGAGAGAGAGAGAGAAAGAAAGAGAGAAACGUUUUUUUUUUUUUUUGGGAAGGUGUCCGUUUUUUCGGUUAAGGGUAUAUGAAGGUUUGAGGCAACAACAAUGGUGUCGGACCAGGAAAUAGCGAAAGGAGUAGAGAUCCUGCUCCGACAAUCCGACCCGAACGCUGUCACGUCCUUAAACGGCGUCGUGCAGCAGUUGGAAGUCAAAUUAGGGUUAGACCUUUCUCACAAGACGGAUUUCAUCCGAGACCAGAUCAACCUCCUCCUCCGUGCUCACCCGACGAGCCACCCCCAGCCCCAGCCCCAGCCUCAGCCUCAGCCCCAGCCCCCGCCCCAGCCCCAGCCUCCGCAACAGCAACCACAGACCCAGACCCAGAACCAGACCCAGACCCAGACCCAAACCCAGUCCCAGCUCCAUGUCUCGCCCAAGGACCAUUUUGCCCUCUAUCACCACCCCCAAUUCCCUCCUCAGCCUCACCAAUUCCCUCCCCAUUUCACUCUCCACCAACCCUACCAUCAUCCGCAGGACCUCAACUUCCGGCAGCCGCAGACCCAGCCGGCGACGCAUCCUCCUCCACAGCCCCAGGCUCAGCCGGUUCAGCAACAGCUCCCCCAGCAAGCUCCGGUAGCGAAGCAAGAGACCCUUUUUCCUCAAGGCGCCGUGGCCGCUGUUUCUCGUGAAGUGCCCAAAGAAAGUGCUCCUGUUGGAACCAAAAGAAGAGGUGGCCCUGGGGGUCUAAACAAAGUUUGUGGAGUUUCACCUCAACUUCAGGCCAUUGUUGGGGAGCCAGCCUUGCCAAGGACUGAGAUUGUGAAACAGCUGUGGGCAUAUAUAAGGAAAAACAACCUUCAGGAUCCGAGUAACAAGAGAAAGAUUAUCUGUGAUGAUGCCCUGCGAGUGGUAUUUGAGACUGACUGCACUGACAUGUUCAAGAUGAAUAAACUACUAGCAAAACAUAUCAUCCCACUUGAACCAUCAAAGGAGUCAGCUCAAGCUAAACGGAUGAAGGUGGCUGCUGAGCCCACAACUGAGACUAGAGAACCUGUUUCUUCUACUGUAGUGAUAUCUGAACCUCUCGCAAAGUUUUUGGGUACAGGGGAAAGAGAGAUGGUUGACACAGAAGUUCUAAGACGUGUUUGGGAAUAUGUGAAAGUCAACCAUUUGGAGGACCCAAUGAAUGCAAUGGUGAUUCUAUGUGACGCAAAGCUCCGUGAGCUCCUCCAGUGUGAAAGCAUUUCUGCAGUGGGGAUAACGGAGAUGCUGCGCCGUCACUUAUUCAAGCGGUCAUGAUGCUUGAUGGUCUGACUAGUCAGUGUGCAUGGAAUUUGCCAUCUUGUCAUUCUGAUGGUAGAACUGAUAGGAAAGAAGCCUUUUUUAGAACCUUUUGUUUUUUCUUUCUUGCUUAUUUUGUAGGCUUUUUUUCUUUUUUGUUAAUUAUGUGCAUUGACAUGGUAGAUGAUGAUAUGAUGUUUACACCCCUGGGAAUCUAUGUCUAGAAUGAACAUGUAAUAUGGGUGAAUGGCAAGGAUGUUUGUAUUUAUGCCAUCACUCCAUUAGGCUUUCUGUUGGAUCUUAUUGUCGGUAUCGCAUCUGAUGCUAACCUCAAAAGUUAGAACUCUGUUAUGCAAUGAUACAUAUCAUUUUACUUGGGGAACAAA
Molecule: messenger RNA, 1701 nt
Organism: Carica papaya (papaya)
Lineage: Eukaryota; Viridiplantae; Streptophyta; Magnoliopsida; Brassicales; Caricaceae
Product: SWIB complex BAF60b domain-containing protein
Source: RefSeq, a predicted model, not a curated record